GUCAGUUCCGGUUUAUUUCAUCAGCAGCACUGUAAGCAUGACAAGUCACGAACAGUUCAGUUUGGAGCCGUAUACAUAUAGAUUUGAAUCCAUUCUUUCGCUAGAAGAAAUUGAGAAACGAAUACGUUUAGACGAGUCGCAGAUUAGGCAGACGGUACACGUUUCUUCAUACAAAUGUCUCGAACCUCAACCUAUCAUCACGCAAAUGAUGGAUCCACAGUUAACAUAGUCUUUUCUUUUCAGAUGACUUGGUUGGGUCAGAAAUUUCGGGUGAAAAUUUUCACAUCUCCCCUUCGCAUUAGUGCAAAUAACAGCUUGACAGGAAGGCAUCAUUCUAUAUAUUAAUUCGUAAAAUCUACCACAUGCACAUCUUUGAUGAUCUUAGAAUCUUAUUAAAACCGAAACAGACGGUGCAUGUGACGUCAAAAUUGUGGUUUUGAAAUGUUCCCGGUAGAGAGUGAAAGACUCGGGGUUUAUAACAUAAUUAAUAAGGAAAUAGUUUAUCACUUUAUUCAAGUGCCUAUGGUUCAAAAUUGUCGUAAUGACAUCGUAACCAGUCCCGACCUCUCUGACUCCUCAAGACUCUACAAGGCCUCGUCACGACCAUUUCCAAAAACUGCGAUGAUUUGUCUCACUUUCGUUUGUCGAGUUGUACAAUAAUCAAUUAAUGUAGUGUGAUCUAGGCCCAUAUACUACAAACGAACUGGAUAUAUUUCUUUCCUAAAUUCGAUUGACUUUUAACCCGUAAAGGCAGCCAUAUUAUCACAUGCCCUUCCACAACAACAUGUCACGUGAUUAGAGUACCCGGAUACGUCAGUUGUAUCCAGCCAGAUAGACUUCAUUAUUGUGCAAGAGUUCAUGAUCUAGGAAAGACGUAAUCAUGGGACAAGGUGAAACGGAACGGGAUGGGGACAUUGGGUGUUGUGGAUACUGCCUGAUGAUUCUCUCCUUCAUUCUGGUGGUUAUUUUCUUCCCCUUCUCACUGUGCAUAGCUAUUAAGGUGGUGCAAGAAUAUGAAAGGGCUGUUAUUUUCAGACUUGGCCGUGUUGUUGGAGGUGCAAAGGGACCUGGACUGUUUUUCUUGUGGCCAUGUGUUGAUGAAAUGCAGAAAGUGGACCUUAGAGUUUUGUCAUACGAUGUCCCUCCACAGGAGAUUUUAACGAAAGAUUCUGUGACAGUGGCAGUGGAUGCUGUAGUCUAUUAUCGUAUCUUUGACCCAAUUAUGUCCGUCUGUAACGUGAAUGAUGCCUUUAGGUCCACACAGCUGUUGGCGUCUACCACCCUGAGAAAUGUUCUGGGUACCAAAGCCAUGGCUGAAGUUUUGUCUGAACGAGAGAGCAUUUCCCAUGAGAUGCAGCAAAUUUUGGACACUUCAACUGAUCCAUGGGGAAUGAAAGUGGAGAGAGUAGAAAUUAAGGAUGUCAGACUCCCAAUGCAGUUACAGAGAGCUAUGGCGGCAGAGGCAGAGGCAGCCAGAGAGGCUAGAGCUAAGGUGGUGGCAGCAGAAGGGGAACAGAAGGCUUCACGUGCCCUGAAAGAAGCUGCUGAUGUCAUUUCGGAAUCCCCGGCUGCCCUUCAGCUCCGAUACUUGCAGACUCUCAAUUCCAUAUCUGCAGAAAAGAACUCUACCAUCAUUUUCCCGCUACCCAUCAAUAUGCUGAGUCAUUUUGCCAAGAAGUGAACUUUUAAAAUGAAAUAGCUGAAGAUAAGCUAUUCACUGAAAUCUGUUAUUUCAUGUAUAUAAUGUGGUCUUGUCUUUUGUAAUAUAUAUUUUGAAAUGAUGUCAGCUUUUACCACAAACAAUACUGGAUAUAUGAAUUUUUUAAAAAUUAAACUCGUAGAAAUUUUACAAUCCAGUGUAAACUCUGUGAAUCUUAUUGACUCUUAAUUGGCAUAAUCUUUUAUAGAAAAUAUUGGUUUGUUGUAAAUGUGUUAUGAUGUGCAUGGUGAUAUUAUUUAAUUACAUUGUAUUCAAUCUUUAUAUUUCCGUUAGUGUUGGCUGUCAUUGUCCUAAUGAUAUUGUACUUUUAAUAAAGAGUAAAAGUCUAA
Ostrea edulis (European flat oyster) is the source of this 2049-nucleotide messenger RNA. RefSeq names its product mechanosensory protein 2-like. The coding region runs from base 881 to 1681 and encodes 266 amino acids. The transcript is spliced from 8 exons. Gene Ontology annotation, cellular component: plasma membrane. NCBI's taxonomy places the organism in Eukaryota, Metazoa, Mollusca, Bivalvia, Ostreida, Ostreidae. The record is from RefSeq and is a predicted model, not a curated record.